Cooperia oncophora is the source of this 405-nucleotide messenger RNA. NCBI's taxonomy places the organism in Eukaryota, Metazoa, Nematoda, Chromadorea, Rhabditida, Trichostrongylidae. The record is from the annotation of a GenBank genome assembly.
AUGCGGAUAGCACCUCAAAUCUUGGAAACAUCUCAGAUCCGCAGUGUUUUGAUGGAUGAAAAUUUCGUGCUGAACGGAUGUCGUGAUGGUCACGAUUGGGCAAUCAUCGAACUUGAGGAAAGGAUCAAUUUUACUGAAUCAACAGCACUGCCCAUAUGUUUGCCUCCUGAGCGUCCUGUGGUAGAUCAUGUGCUUACGGUCGCCGGAUGGGGGAGGAGCUACGUGUUCAACGAGAGUGGACCAAUGAUACACGAAAUUCCUAUGAUUGUUGAUCCGAAAUGCGAUCGGCCAUGGAGUGAUAAGCUGCCUUCCCGUGCUGAUGACUAUCUUUGUGCGACCUCGUUGAACAAGUUGGACUAUUUCGCUCCUCGCACAUGUCACGUCAGUUUCAUUAUCUGUGAUUAG